AUGCCCAUUCCCACCGGAAUAUCGACACGUCUCAACCCUUCGUUCUACUUGAUCGGAGAUGACAUCUCAACUGCUCAGUCAGUGGCAAUUGACUCCAAAUGGAAGCUUGAAGAUGCAAAACGAGCUGUUGGUGGUUUCUUCCAUGUGGCUCAGCCAUUAGGUCUGAGCUUCUACGUCGGCGAUAGCGACGAAGAAAUCUCUACAGUUGAGGACAUUCUCUCCACGCCUUCAUCCAUAACCCCAAUUGGCCUUCGCAUCGAUGGCCAGGCAGUCCACAGUCCCCAGGGCCCCGAGGGCCUCCCACUCGUUGGUAGCUUCUACGAAAUCUUCCCCGACCACCUGGGCAACCACUAUCGUCUCUUCCGAAAGUACGGCCAUGUCAUCAAGACAACUAACAUGGGAAAAACAAUAUACCUCACCGAUAGCCCCGAGGUAGCAGCCGUGGCCCUAGCCGAAUCAGCCUAUAUGACGAAAAAGAUCAACGAGAAUCAUCCUCUUUGGGGUAUUAAAGACAACACUGCUAUCUUCAUUGGCGACACAGAAACAGAGAACUGGCGUCUUGCACACAAGUUCCUGCCACCGGCUAUGGGACCCAAGGCUGUGAGGCACUAUACACCACUGAUGCAGGAGUGUGUCCGCAAGUCAUUCACUGUGUUCGAUGAACUUGAUAGCCGUGAUCAGUCUUGGAAUGUAUACCAGUACAUGGUAAAACUUGCCUCUCAGACUAUCGGCAAGUUCUCGCUUGGUGCGGAUUUUGAGCACUUUAAGCACGUCGAUGCCCCUUUACAUCCUAUCGUGACGAACACUGCGAAUCUACUUUCCCUCAAUAAGAAAAUCACUGCGCGUGGCGAGUGGUAUCGACGCCUCCCUUUUGGCGAUCCUGCGCGGCUGAAGAAUGUUCAAAAGACCAUAUACUCUCUUCUUCAAGAGCAGAUUGACCGAGUGAAGGACUCCAAUAUUGCCGGUAUGCCAAUGAACGAGGCAGCCAUCAACGCUUCUUGCGUGGUGGACUACCUCUCCAACACAGUCGAUGAGUCUGGUGGGAAAUUCCCCGAGGGUCUGAUCCUCGCCAACAUGUUGAUCGUCACGGGUGCGGGCUUCACGACCACAUCCGCGCUCAUGUCCUGGCUAAUCUACUGCCUGGUCAACUACGAGGGCACGCAAGACCGACUGUACGAGGAGCUAUGCGAGGCCGGUAUAGCCAACACGAACGAAUCAUUGACAUGGACGCCUGAGCUAGCGCAUGGCCUCUCAUACCUUGAUUGCUUCGUCAAAGAGACCCAGCGUUUACACAACGCCUCUUUCCAGCCUGGUCGUACGACAAAAACCGAUGUUGUCUUACCUGGUGGGUACCGUCUUCCUGCAGACAGCGUGAUUGUCCCCGCGCUGUACGCAAUCCACACGAACCCGGAAGUAUGGCGCGAUCCAUUCCACUUCGAUCCUGACCGGUGGACGAGUGAUGAAAUCAAGAACAAGCACCGGUGUGCGUACAUUCCCUUUACGACUGGACCACGCGGCUGUAUUGGGUUCAACUUUGCUUUGUUGGAGAUCAAGAUCUUGUUGUCCGAGCUGGUGUCUAGGUAUGAGUUCUUCAAGGAGGGAUUAGAUGCGGUCGAGUAUGAUCCUGAGUUUCAGUUGAUUCGGCCGUUGAACUUUUAUGUCAGGGCUAAGAAGAGGGCUGGAGUUGCAUAG
This is a messenger RNA of Penicillium brasilianum, 1692 nucleotides long. The record is from the annotation of a GenBank genome assembly. Lineage: Eukaryota; Fungi; Ascomycota; Eurotiomycetes; Eurotiales; Aspergillaceae.